Microtus oregoni (creeping vole) is the source of this 1244-nucleotide messenger RNA. RefSeq names its product chromosome unknown C9orf50 homolog (gene CUNH9orf50). The record is from RefSeq and is a predicted model, not a curated record. NCBI's taxonomy places the organism in Eukaryota, Metazoa, Chordata, Mammalia, Rodentia, Cricetidae. Bases 167 to 1198 code for a protein of 343 amino acids. The transcript is spliced from 6 exons.
CACAACUGGGCGCGAACACAGCAGGGGAGGGUCCUGCCCGAGCCGGCUCCAGCUGCCCCUACCUGGCGCUAUGGCCUGCGGGCUGGCGCGCGACCUCCCCGCGGUCCCGCUCGCCCCCGCGCGUCCCCCAGGCUCAAAGAUGUCCUGAGCUGAGCUCGGACUCACGAUGUUCUGGCGCCGGCCUGCAGCGGGGACCCCGGCUUAUGAGCCCAAGAGGUAUUCCGAAGGGGCCGCCCCACGCCGCUCCACUCCUCUGCUGCCCAGGCUGCCCACGCCCGACGUCUGUACCGGGCGAGGCUCAGCCGGCGCGUGGUGGCAGGACAGCGGGCAUCUGCCCUACCUGUCCCCUGGGGUCCCGUACGGGCCUCGGGGCCGCGGAACCCUGCGCGCGCUGCUGCUGCCGCCGCUGCUGCAGUCCGGCAUGGCCCGGGGAGCGGGGACCCGGGUGACAUCGCAGCCCGCGGCCCGCGACGACCCUAACGCCGUGGGCGCGCUGCUUGGGGAGUUUCUACCCACCAAGUUCCGCGACUUCCUGCACCAGCUGCGCGCCAAAUGCGCGGAGCCGGAGGAGCACCUCCCCGCAGCACCCUCAUCGCCACAGUAUCCCAAGGGUGCUUCAGAGCACUGCGUAGGUUUUCGUCGUCCCAGCUGCUCAUUCCUCCCAUACCUGCGCCCCUCUGGAGAAGGCUCGAGGCCUCGCCGGCGCUACUGUCCUUUCCGGGUGAGAUUUGCCGACGAGACCCUGCAGGAUACAGCACUCCGCUACUGGGAACGCAACCGUGCAGUCCGGCAGAACAUCUUUCCAUGUGAGCAGACGACUUUGCCUGCAGUGUCUGUGUCAAAGCGGGUGCUUGGGAGUGUUGGGAGAUGGCUGGACAGUCUGCCCAGAGCCCUGCGUCCCAGGGUCCAAGACAGUAUGGCCGGCUCCGCAUACUGGAACUGCCCCCGAGUGUCAGCUCAGGAACCACAGCUCUACCUUUCUGAAGAUGCCACCAUGAGCAGCCGGCUACCCUUCAUCUCCAGGGCCACCACCCCAAGGCCAAGGGGAGGCCUCAGGACCUUCCUGGACACCCCUAACACUGUGGAGCAGGAGUCCUUUCUGCCCAGUUUGGUGCUGCAAUCCAUCCUGAAGCGAGGCCGCCCUAAGGGCUACCGGCUCCUCCUGCCAUCCACAAACCGGCAGCAGGCUCAGAGGUGACCGCCUGCUGGAGCCCUAACCCAGGGGCAUACCCAGGCCAGGCAAU